AUGAGUGCGCAGGCCACGAGGCUCGAGAGCCUCUUCCUGCUCGUGCGAGAUGGAAGCAGCGCGCAGAUCCGCGAGAACGCGGCGGAGAAGUUGGGCGAGGUGGCCGUGCGCUCCUCCGAGGCCUGCGCCUCCAUCCUGCAGCAGCUGCGGCCGCUCAUCGUAGACAAAGAGUGGGAUAUCCGCGUGGCCGCCUCCAAGUGCCUCGACGUGGUGGCGCGCUCCCUGCGUCACGAGCGCGAGAACGUCGCGGAUCUCUUCGCGUUGGUCUCUCGUACUCUGGAGGCGUCUUGUACGGCGCUGAACCUGCAGACGGUGGACAUCAACGCUGUGGUGCGCGAAGGAGCGCCGCUGCUGCGCAGUGGAGGAGAGGAGUACCAGUAUGCCACCAACUUGACGGAGGAGGAGCGACGUAUUCAUGCCGUGAAGCAGCGACGUCUGCUGUUGAGACGACUUAGUGGGGCUGGAGGACCCAUUUGGAAGACCCGAGAGGACUCGCUCACGAAGCAACUGCUGCCUCGACUCAACCAAGAUCGUAUGUGCGGCGGGGCUGCUAGACUACGGUGA
Molecule: messenger RNA, 564 nt
Organism: Phytophthora sojae
Lineage: Eukaryota; Oomycota; Peronosporomycetes; Peronosporales; Peronosporaceae
Exons: 4
Coding region: 1-564 (187 amino acids)
Molecular function (GO): DNA binding; TBP-class protein binding; ATP hydrolysis activity
Source: RefSeq, a predicted model, not a curated record